Balearica regulorum gibbericeps (East African grey crowned-crane) is the source of this 569-nucleotide messenger RNA. The record is from RefSeq and is a predicted model, not a curated record. Lineage: Eukaryota; Metazoa; Chordata; Aves; Gruiformes; Gruidae.
GCUAUGAGAAGACAGAUGAUGUUUCAGAGAAAACUUCUCUAGCUGAUCAAGAGGAACUGAGAACUAUAUUCAUCAACCAGCCCCAGCUAACCAAAUUCUGCAAUAAUCAUGUCAGCACUGCAAAGUACAACAUAAUCACAUUCCUGCCAAGGUUCCUUUAUUCCCAGUUCAGAAGAGCUGCUAAUGCAUUUUUUCUUUUUAUUGCGUUACUUCAGCAAAUACCAGAUGUAUCACCAACAGGCCGUUACACAACAUUGGUCCCUCUCUUAUUUAUUUUAGCUGUAGCUGCAGUGAAGGAGAUAAUAGAGGAUAUUAAAAGGCAUAAAGCUGAUAAUGCGGUGAACAAGAAACAAACUCAAGUACUACGAAAUGGUGCAUGGGAGAUUGUCCACUGGGAAAAGGUUUACUUUGUGUAUUUGCUGAACUUCUUUGGCUUAAACCGUGAGAACUUCAAAGACUGUUACACAGUAGUUAGGAAGGGACUGUUAAAGGUAGAUGUUGGAGAUAUAGUUAUAAUAAAAGGCAAAGAGUAUAUACCUGCUGACACUGUACUGCUCUCAUCAAGGUAG